This is a messenger RNA of Symbiodinium natans, 3621 nucleotides long. The record is from the annotation of a GenBank genome assembly. Lineage: Eukaryota; Dinophyceae; Suessiales; Symbiodiniaceae.
AUGCAUCCGUACUCUCUGCACAUACAUGAACGGCCUCUGACGCUCGUGAAGUUCAACUACGAUGGCGACUUCUUCCUCACCUGCGGCAAAGAUGGCGAAGUGAAUUUGAUACGAACCGAGACUUGUGAGCGAGUGGGGACGUACAAUCCUCCGGGUGAGAAGGCUGGCGCAGUUUUCGCGGUGGAUGUGACGAUGGACAGCACAUAUGUGGUCACGGCCAACGCAGACGGAAAGCUGUGCUUCUAUACCUUCCAGGGCGAAUAUGUCUCUGCGAUCAACCAUGGCGGCGUCCUGAAGUACGUCGAAUGGAAUCUGAAGCCCGGUGACCAAAACAUGGUGUGCACCUGCAAUGACAAGUUCAAGAGCGCAGCAGAAGGCCUCGUGCCCAACAGGAUCAUGAUUUGGUCAUUCGACCCUCCACGGCGAAUACUGUCAAUCGAUGACCAGCUCCCCAUGAAGGCCACCAAGGUGAAGUGGGGAGCCUUCGAUGAGACGCUAGUCUCCAUUUUCGAGGAGGGCACCGUCAUCGUCUGGGACUCUUCAGAUGGAAGGCAGCUGCAGCUCAUUCAGGCGCACCAGAUGGCCAUCACCAGCAUGAACUUCACUGAAGACAGGAUGAUCAUGGCGACCUGCUCCAAGGACGCUACAGCAAAGCUCUGGACGAUGGAUGAUUACGAAUGCAUCAAAGAGUACAAAACAGACAGACCAUUGAACGAUGUCGCCAUUUCGCCUUUGUACUGCUCCGAGAAUAACUGCAAGAUGCACUUGCUGAUGGGCGGCGGGCUUGAUGCCAAGGAUGUCGCAGUCUCCGGAGCCAGCGGCGCUUUCGAGGCGUUGUUGUGGCACAUGGUCUACGAGGAGGAGAUCGGAUCUGUGAAAGGACACAUAGGUCCACUGAAUACCAUGGCAUGGUUCCGAGACGGCGCUGGUUUCGUGACUGGCGGUGAGGCCAGCUUGACCGCAAAGCAUUUGCAAGAGGAGGGCUUGCAGGUGGAGCUGGACGUGCCUAAGGCAGUCCUCACCGACAUGGACGGGUCGUUGGAACUGAAGAAUGCAUCCUCCAUGGCUCAAGCCAAGAUGCAAGAGGUGGAGGUCAAGAUACCUUGCAAGCUUGGCUACGAACUUUUCGUGCCGCGUGGGUGCGUCCUUCGCAAUACAUUGUAUGUCAUCUCCAUAGCUGCGUUCUGUGGGCCGCACACAAAGACAAGGAUGAAUGCCGCGCAAGCAGUGGGCAAGGUGUCCAAUAUGCAAGUCUACCUGAACCGUGGGGUCCAGGGCCUCGUACUUGCACUGGCUCUUUGGUGUACCUACUGCACCGUUGCAGGGGAGCUGCAGGGCGUCAGCGAGAAGCAUUGGGUCCUGCGCUUCCUCUUCUACUGGAUUAUCCUGUACCAGAUCAUUCCCGUCAGCCUUUAUGUAUGCUUUGAGAUUAUCAAGCUGGCUCUGGCGUUCCAGAUUAACAAGGAUCCGAGCAUGGUGGACCUCAGGACCCAACAACAUGCAUCUGCGAGAACAGCUGAUUUGGUCGAAGAGAUGGGCCAGGUGAACUUUGUGUUUUCCGAUAAGACGGGCACUCUCACGGAGAACGAGAUGGUUUUUGCGCACUGUUGCGUGGGCGGCAGGGAUCUAGGAGACUUCCGCAAAGGUGGAAAGCUUGACAUACAGGAGGAGGCUGUUGGUGUAGCUGAAGCGAAGCGAGUUCUUGCCGAUCCUGCCGACCCAUUGCACGCCGAGGCGCUGUGGUUCUUCCUUAACCUUGCGACGAACCACUCUGUGCAGGUUGAGACAGCCUCAAAUGGGAAGAAGAUAUUUGAAGGCAGCUCCGCUGAUGAGGUCGCAUUUGUGGAUGCUGCGAACGCGGUUGGCGUUUCAUUCGCCUCUCGUACACGGGUAGCUGGAACCAGCAACACGGAAGUCGUCGUGAAAGGACCUGGACCUCAGGAGUUCACCUUCACAACUGUUUGCGAGAUUCCUUUCUCUUCGGAUCGCAAGCGAAUGAGUGUGAUUGUGAAGCACAUCGGUGAAUACUGGUGUUUGUGCAAGGGGGCCGACAACAUCAUGGGGCCCCUGUGCUCUCGCCCACUGGAUGGCGCGCUUGGUGAGAGCCUGACCCAGUACUCAAAAUUGGGCCUGCGAACUCUUGUUAUCGCCGCAAAGAAGAUGGACCUCAGCUUCACCGAAGACUGGCUUAGCCGCUGGAAAGAUGCAAGCCUCGAGUCUGAGGACCGUGAGAAGAAGAUGGCUGAGAUUGCUGCCGAGGUGGAGCACUCGCUGGAGCCAGCUGGAAUCACGGCUAUCGAGGACAAGCUGCAAGAUGGCGUGCCUGAGGCCAUCGUCUCCAUCAAGGCCGCAUCGAUCCGCUUUUGGGUUCUGACGGGUGACAAGACGGAAACAGCAGUGGAAAUAGCGAAGUCCUGUCGCCUCUUCACCCCGAGCAUGACUUUGGCCUACUUGGUGAACUGCAGCAGUGAGCAGCAGGCGAUGAGCUUGCUUGAGGAAGCCAAGACCAAGCUGCGAGAUGUGACGGACGGAGGGCUCGUCAUCGACGGUACGUUUGUUCAACAGGUCCUGAGCUCUGCGAGCGGCCGUCCAACGCUGUAUGAGCUUGCAAUGUCCAGCACUUGCUGUGUGUGCUGUCGCCUGUCUCCACAGCAGAAGCGCCGACUGGUGGAGCUGGUGAAAGACAUGAACAAGACCGGAAUCACUUUGGCAGUUGGUGACGGCGCCAACGAUGUGCCGAUGAUUCAGGGCGCCCACGUCGGCAUAGGUAUCCGUGGCAAAGAAGGCAACCAGGCUGUGCAGGCCAGUGAUGUUGCAAUUUCACAAUUUCGCUUUCUGGUCCCACUGCUUUACUGUCACGGAAGACGGGCAUACCGCCGUGUGGCUACGUUCAUAUGCUAUAUGUUCUACAAGCACACCACUUUAGCUGUGGGCGACAUCUUCUACGCACAUCAGAUUGGGUUUGUGCCACAGAUUGCCUACGCCGAGUGGCUGAACUCCGCGUUUGCAUCCAUCAUUUGUGGCUUGCCGGUGCUCGUGGUGGUGAGUUGGGAUACUGACAUACCCGAUGAGGUGUCCGUCGCAUCACCGCACUUGUACGUCGAAGGGCUACAGCGCAUGCGCUUCAAUGCGCCCUUGCUCGUGGCGUGGGUGUUAAGUGCCUUCUACCACGGCGGGGUAUCCUGGCUCGUUCCAAACCUGACUGUUGGCUCUGUGGACGUGGAGGAUGGGGACGAAUUCUGGUAUUCCUCCUGCAUCUCUUUUUGCCUUGUUGUGAUUUUCGUCAACCUUCGCUUGUGGAUGAUUGCCGAAAGUCCGCUUUCGAAAGAAACAGUUGGAAUCAUCUUCUUUUCCUUCCUGUCUUUGGCAGUCACGCUGGCGGUUCUGGCUGAAACACCUCUGGGCACGGACAUGAUGCAGCCACAAAUAGCAGGUGCCAUGAGCGCAAUGUUCACGGAAGCACGCUACGCGGCGGUUCUGUUCCUCACGCCGUUCCUUCUGCUCGUGGACCUGGCUGUGUACCAAGCAAUCUCCUACUUUCAUCCGUAUCCAUUGACGGCUGCCAAGAGGAAGCUAUGGUGGAGCAAGCGACAGAAGAAGGACGUGCCUGACAGAAGCUAG